Ilex paraguariensis (yerba mate) is the source of this 366-nucleotide messenger RNA. The record is from the annotation of a GenBank genome assembly. NCBI's taxonomy places the organism in Eukaryota, Viridiplantae, Streptophyta, Magnoliopsida, Aquifoliales, Aquifoliaceae.
AUGGAAAGAAUUGUUCAGAUACAGCAUACAGUUGCAAAGAAAGUUCAUGUAUAUGGUUUUCAAUCAACAUUAACAAAAAUCCAAUGCAAAUUUUUUAGUGGUAGUGAUUUAUACGUUGGCCACAAGUUCUGCACAAGCCACUAUCAUCUAGCUGCAGUGCGGCUCUCCAGGCAACUCGUGUCUAAAAGGUGUGCUGAGCAAAUAAUAUGUAAAACCACCACCAAAAUAAAGACAAAGCAUAGCGACAUAGCACAAGAAAAUGAUCAAUCCACAUACGGCCACACAUCCGCGCAUGAAAGAUUGGAAAGUUCAAGCACCACCUGGAGUCCCUAUGUUUACACCCCUACAUAUAGCAGACAUUUUUAG